Messenger RNA from Bombina bombina (fire-bellied toad), 2616 nucleotides. It is a transcript of the gene ATP6V0A2, whose product is annotated as ATPase H+ transporting V0 subunit a2. The record is from RefSeq and is a predicted model, not a curated record. The transcript is spliced from 18 exons. Gene Ontology annotation, molecular function: proton-transporting ATPase activity, rotational mechanism; ATPase binding. Gene Ontology annotation, biological process: vacuolar acidification; proton transmembrane transport. NCBI's taxonomy places the organism in Eukaryota, Metazoa, Chordata, Amphibia, Anura, Bombinatoridae. Gene Ontology annotation, cellular component: vacuolar proton-transporting V-type ATPase complex; vacuolar proton-transporting V-type ATPase, V0 domain; plasma membrane. The coding region runs from base 165 to 2507 and encodes 780 amino acids.
UCCGGAAUUGUGGAGAUUAGUGAGGGGAACGGAACCGGGCAGGAAGCGACGUGGAAACAACCAGUAGGCAACUGUUGGAGGCUGUUGAUAUAUUACCGUCUUCCGCAUCAGGGCACACGGAUUUGAAUGCUCAUUGGAGUUGGCUUUUUAAUCCAAACAGCAAGAUGGGUUCGCCGUUCCGCAGUGAGGCGAUGUGCCUGGCACAGAUCUUCCUUCAGUCUGCAUCUGCCUAUGAUUGUGUCAGCGAACUGGGAGAACUGGGUCUGGCAGAGUUUAGGGAUCUUAACUCUCAUGUCAGUGUCUUUCAACGAAAGUUUGUAGGAGAAGUGAAGAAGUGUGAAGAGAUGGAGAGAAUAUUAGGAUAUGUACUGAAAGAAAUCCAGAAAGCAGAAAUUACUCUCCCAGAAUUAGCCACAAUGCCUGAUGCACCACUUCCAAAAUAUUCGCUGGAAAUCCAGGAGCAGCUGCAAAAGAUUGAAAAUGAGCUCAGUGAGGUGAUUAAGAAUAAGGAAAAACUGAAAAAAAACCUCUUGGACCUGACCGAGUAUACAAACAUGCUGCGGGUGACCCAGAGUUUUGUUCAGAAGAUGAGUGAGCAUGAAACGUCUCCACAGAGUUCUUAUGAGGAAUUCCCUACCUUAGAGAAAGAAUCCUUGAUGGACUAUACUUGUAUGCAGAGACUUGGCGCUAAACUGGGCUUUAUAUCUGGAUUGGUUCACCACACCAAGCUGGAAUCCUUCCAGAGAAUGCUGUGGAGGGUGUGCAAGGGAUACACCAUUCUUACUUAUGUGGAGCUGGAGGAGCGUCUAGAGGACCCGGACACUGGGGAAUCAACCAGGUGGAUUGUAUUUCUAGUAUCCUAUUGGGGAGACCAGAUCGGUCAGAAAGUGAAAAAGAUUUGUGACUGUUUUCACUGCCAUGUAUACCCUUAUCCGAACACCACUGAAGAGCGCAAAGAGAUCAUGUUGGGCUUGAACACACGCAUUCAAGACUUGCACACGGUUAUCUACAGGACAGAUAUAUACUUAAAGCAAGUUCUGUCCCAGGCAUCAGAAUCUGUUUGCAAGUGGGUCAUCCAAGUGAAGAAGAUGAAAGCCAUUUAUCACAUUUUAAACUUAUGUAGUUUUGAUGUUACCAACAAAUGCCUGAUUGCUGAGGUCUGGUGUCCUGUUGCUGAUCUCCAGAACGUAAGAGGAGGGCUUGUAGAAGGCUCGAGGAAAAGUGGCGCCUCUGUCCCCUCAUUUUUAAAUGUGAUACAGACCAAUGAGGUCCCACCAACGUUAAUCCGCACAAACAAAUUUACUGCAGGAUUUCAAAAUAUUGUGGAUUCUUAUGGAGUGGCAAGCUAUAGAGAAGUAAAUCCAGCUCCAUACACUAUUAUCACCUUCCCUUUCCUGUUUGCUGUAAUGUUUGGAGAUUUUGGUCAUGGGUUAUUGAUGUCCUUGUUCGCUCUCUGGAUGGUCCUUUAUGAAAACACCCCAAGAUUCCAGCGAUCAAAAGAUGAGAUAAUGAAGAUGUUUUUUGAAGGCCGCUACAUAAUCUUGCUGAUGGGACUAUUCUCUAUUUACACUGGACUCAUCUAUAAUGAUUGUUUUUCAAAGUCAUUGAAUAUCUUUGGCUCCAGCUGGAAUGUGUCGGCAAUGUUUUCAACUGGCAACUGGACAAAUGGUGAUCUAUCUAAUAGUGUCCUGACACUGAAUCCCUCCGUGCCAGGCGUGUUAAAUGGAGUUUAUCCCUUCGGCAUAGACCCACUUUGGAAUUUGGCCACCAAUCGUCUCUCUUUUUUGAACUCUUUCAAGAUGAAAAUGUCCAUUAUUCUUGGCGUAAUACACAUGACGUUUGGGGUUGUUCUCAGUGUUUUUAAUUACUUGCAUUUUAGGAAAAAGUUCAACAUUUUCCUGGUAUUCCUUCCUGAACUCCUAUUUAUGAUGUGCAUGUUUGGCUAUCUGGUCUUCAUGAUAGUGUACAAGUGGUUGGCGUUUUCUGCAGCAAACUCCAGGAAUGCUCCAAGUAUCCUUAUCCAAUUCAUAAACAUGUUCAUGUAUACUAAUUCAGAAGACACUCCAUUUUACUAUGGCCAGUUCGUUUUGCAGAAAUUCCUGCUGGUUAUUGUAUUCCUCAUGGUCCCUGUACUACUAUUUGGAAAACCUCUGUACCUGUACUGGCAGCACCACGGAGGACAAACAUUUGGGAAUUACAGAAAAGGAUAUACCUUGGUGCGCCGUGGAAGUGAGGAGGAGCUUUCUAUGUUACGAUCAGAUGAAGAAGAAGAAGAAAGCCAUGCUGAUCAUAAUUUACAGAGAGAACAGGAAAAGGAAGAGUUCAAUUUUGCAGAUGUUUUUAUGCAUCAAGCUAUUCACAGUAUUGAAUACUGUCUAGGAUGCAUCUCCAAUACCGCCUCAUACUUGCGUCUCUGGGCACUAAGUUUGGCUCAUGCUCGUAAGUCUUCUUUUCAUUAUAUACAUAAUAAAUCAGAAUGCAUCCCUAUUUGUUUUCUAAGAUUUUAGAGGGACAUUGAUAGUACAUCAGCUGUGUAAUUAGAACUCACUGGGCUCCAGGGCAAAUUCUGUGGCAGAGCCUCCUUCAUUCGAACAGAACCCCUUCCAAGGCAUAGCU